AUGAAUUCUCUUGUGUUAUACUUCUUCGCUGCUAUUACAAUAGCAUGUGCUAAAACCAUAUCUUACCUAUCCGACGACUCACUUUCAACCCUAUUUGAAGAAUUUAUAAAAAAAUACGAUAAACAAUAUUCAGAUUCAACAGAAAAAUUAAUAAGAUAUGGAGUAUUCCUAAAGAACUUAGAUAUCAUUGACCAUCUAAACAGUCACAGUACAGGCGAAACAUUUGGUAUCACAAAAUUCGCUGACCUGUCUAAUGCGGAAAUUCAGCAGUUUCAUAAAGGAUAUAAGCCCUCGAAAGAUACUCCUACCUUGUGCAAAGAAGUUACAGAAGUUGGAGAUUUUAAAACUGAUGACAAAUUCGAUUGGCGUGAUAAAAACGUUGUUUCUGAAGUAAAGGAUCAAGGUCAAUGUGGCUCUUGUUGGGCAUUUAGUGCUAUUGGAAAUUUGGAAAGUGUUAACGCAAUUAAAACGGGAAGUAUACAGGAAUUAUCGGAGCAACAACUAGUAGAUUGUGAUACAGGUUCAGAUGAUUUUGGAUGUAUGGGAGGAAUCCCGAAUGAAGCUUUGGUUUAUUUGAAAUCCAAGGGUUCUAUAUCUGAGGCUGACUAUCCAUAUACACAAAACGAUGGCACUUGCCAAUAUAAUGCAUCUAAAGUCGCUGUACAACCAACAGAUUGUGAAGCACUAAAGGUAGAUGAAGAUGGCUUAGCUAAAAAACUUCAGCAAAUAGCCCCGUUGUCUAUAGCUAUCGACGCUACUGUUCUUCAUAAUUAUCAAAACGGUAUAAUUCAAGGUGCCAACUGUAAUGGUCAAGAUCUUGAUCAUGCAGUUCUACUUGUCGGUUUUGGCGAAGAGAAUGGAGUGAAAUAUUGGUCCGUCAAAAACUCAUGGGGGGCGAAUUGGGGUGAAAAUGGAUACUUCAGGUUGCAGAGAGGAGUCAAUUGCCUUCUCCUUACUGAGGCUGUAGUGACAGCAGUCAUG
This is a messenger RNA of Brenthis ino (lesser marbled fritillary), 981 nucleotides long. Lineage: Eukaryota; Metazoa; Arthropoda; Insecta; Lepidoptera; Nymphalidae. The record is from the annotation of a GenBank genome assembly.